UUGGGGCUGUUUUGCAACAAAAUGGUCGGCCAGUAGCAUACUUCAGUAAGGCAUUGGGAGUCAAGUAUUAAGCCUUGUCCAUCUAUGAUAAUGAAAUGCUUGCGAUCUUGCUUGCGGUGAAGAAAUGGCAUUCUUAUUUGGUCGGCCGAUAUUUCUUUAUCAAAACAGAUCACCAGAGCUUAAAGUUUCUUUCUAAACAGCAAGCAAUCACGCUUUAUCAACAGAAGUGGGUUGCGAAGAUGUUGGGUUAUGAUUUUUCCAUUUCUUAUCGCAAGGGUGCUCAGAAUACCGUGGCUGACGCAUUGUCUAGAAAACCCCCUGAUCACACUUAUCAAUUGCUCCCAUAUGCUGGUAGUGAGCAUUUUCCUUGGUCGGAGGUCUGGGACUGUAUUGUAGCUUCAUAUGCUACCGAUCAGAAACUUUCUCAGUUGUGCCACGCUGUCCAAGAGCAGCCCUAACUACAUCCCAAGUAUGCGUGGCAUGGUACCUUUCUUCACAGGUUGGGCAAAGUUGUAGUGGGCAAUGCUAUACAACUGCGAAAGCACAUUUUUUAACUCUUUCAUGCCAGCGCCCUAGGGGGUCAUUCUAGCGUCCAUGCAACUCGAUAUCCAAUAUCUGCUGUGCUGUAUUGGAAGGGCCUUGAUGUUAAACAGUGGGUUGGGGAGUGUAACGUUUGCCAGCGUUGCAAAACUGAAACUUCUGUUUCUCCUGGCCUUUUGCAACCCUUACCCAUUCCUGAUCGUUUUUAGCUAUCAUUAGCAUGGAUUUCAUUGAAGGUCUUCCUCUGUCACAGGGUAAAUCCACUAUUCUUGUCGUGGUCGAUCAUUUGACUAAGUACGGCCACUUUCUCGCCUUGACUCACCCCUUUAUAGCUUUAACUGUUGCCUCUGAGUAUCUUCAGCAUAUCUACAAGUUGCAUGGAAUACCGGAUUCUAUCGUUUCUAAUCGGGAUCGUCUUUUCUUAAGUCAUUUUUAGCAGGAAUUGUUUCGCCACUUGGGAACCAAGUUGAAGAUGUCUAUGGCCUACCACCCUCAAACGGAUGGACAUACCAAAAUUCUUAACAAGUGUUUGAAGAGCUAUUUGCGCUGCAUGAUGGGCGAAAAACCAUCUGCCUGGGCUUCUUGGCUUCCUUUGGCCGAGUGAUGGUAUAAUACCACUCAUCAUUCUGCUAUUCAGACCAUGCCCUAUGCAGCUUUUUAUGGGCAAGAACCACAGUUGCACUUACCCUAUUUGGCUGGUGCUUCUCCUGUUGCUACUGUCGAUCGUACUUUACAACAUAGAGAAGUUAUGUGUAAGGUCUUGAAGUUUCAUCUCUCUCGUGCUCAGGAUCGCAUGAAACAAAUGGUGGAUAAACAUCAGUCGGAAUGAGAGUUUCAAGUGGGCGACUUAGUGUAUUUGAAGCUCCAACCAUAUCGCCAACAUUCUCUUCGCAAAUUCAAGAACCAGAAGCUGUCAUCUCGCUAUUUUGGGCCAUUUCCUGUGGAAGCUCGGGUUGGUCAGGUUGCUUAUAAACUGUCGUUACCACCUUCUGCUCGUCUCCAUUCUACUUUUCAUGUCUCCCAAUUAAAGAAGCAUAUUGGUUCGACGGCGAGUGCUCCUACCUUGCCACCAAUAGAGUUUGAUGGAGCUCUUCUAAAAACACCAGUCCGAAUUUUGGACAGACGAAUGGUUAAGCAAAGGAACCAUGCUGCUGUGGAGGUCCUUGUUGAAUGGGCGAACACUUCUCCUGAGGAUUCCACUUGGAAGAAUUUGCAAGCUCUUCAACGUUGGUCUUUAUCAUUUUCAUCUUAUCAUUUUCAUUAUCAUUUUCUUGUUCUGAAUGCCGUGUUUACUUCUGCUUUCAUUUUAGUUAUACAAUGCGUUUUAGUAUUAGUUAAACGAUGUGUUUAGUCUUUUAAUGUAAGGCCGUUAUCUGCUUCAAUUUAAAACUUGUAAUUGAAGGCCAGAAAACAGUUACGAAGUUUUUGAAUCAGAAUUUUAGAAUUCUCUCUCCUUUCUUCUUCUCUCGACUUCUUCUCUUUUCUCUCUAUUUUGUUGCUUCAGAUUCACUCCGUAACAUUUAAUUGGUUUGUUUCGCAAGGGAGAACCUUGGGUUCUUAAAUUUUCAAUGGCAGAGUUAGGUUGGGUAUAAUGUCACUUCCUCUCCAAUAUUACUGCGCAAACUCAGACCAGACAUUUUUUACUCCUUUAAACACGAGAUUUUUUUUUACUGUUUAUUUUUUAAUAAUUUUUUGUUGUUCUUUUUCUUAUCUGUUAUCAACUGAAUCUGUCUUCAGUAUCUCUGCUAGUGGAACUAAAAUAUUUUUCCUGAUAUGGAUCUUUCUUUUAUGUCCUUUUCUUACUUAAAAUCCAAAUCCAUUUUUUUAUUACUAUUAUCUUAGUUGCAAUAAAAAGAAAAGAGAACCUCACCAUACAUGGAAGAAAGAAAAAGGGUGCUUGGACUUUAGUUGUAAUGACUGUAAGGGCAACACUGAUUGGGAUUCUUUAAAGAUUGCAGGUUUUUUUUUUUUUCAAUUUAAAGAAUACCCAAUUUGAUUUACCUGUUUUUAUGUAGCCCCAUUUUGUGAAGGAAGGAUCUUGGUUUUUGGAUCAUCAAGUUUUGCAACCUUUGAAGAAUUCAUGAAAGCUCUAUACUUCCCACAAUUGCUUGCUUGAAAGAUGGUACAUUGUUUGUCUUUGUUAGUUGGAUGAGCAAAUGAAACUAAAAUCAGGUGUGAGCUUCAAAACUAAAGUUUCUUCCUUUUUGUUAGCUUAGCUGUAUAUUAUGUUCGUUUAUUGCAAUUCUUUUGACAUUGUUGUGUUAAGAUGUUAUAAUUCUAGUUUCAGAUGGACUUCGUUUGAUAAUUCAACCUUUUUUUCUUUUGAGUAAUGCUGGUUUAUAGAUGAGAUAAUGGAGGUCGAAAGGAAACAUUCGAAAGGAGGAUUUUUUCAUUUGUUUGAUUGGAAUGGUAAAUCUCAAAAAAAAUUGUUCCCAAACAAUGCUGAAAUCUCAGAAGAAUCAAAGAGAGUAAAACCUGUGGAGAAUAUACUGAAGUCACCGCCUUAUAUGAUGGAGGGGGAUGAGUACAAUGCUGCUUCAAGUUAUAGAAGAAGUGCUGAUUUUAGUUCCGCUUCCUCCAUGGCUAAUGAUGAAGGAUAUGGAUCCAGAGCACCUGGAGUUGUUGCUAGGCUUAUGGGGUUGGACUCGUUGCCGGCACCAAAUGUCUUGGAGCCAUCUUCUACCACAUAUUCAGGGUCUUGCUCUCUUAGAGUAUCUCAUUAUGAAAGAAGUUCUCCUAAUUUGUGGAAUGAAUCUCAACCGAUGGACUACACUGACUUCUCUAACAAGCUUGAUAGUUUGUCCUCAAAUCCGAUUGAACCAAGGUUUCAUAAGGUGCAAAACUGUCCCAUUGAGAGAUUUCAGACUCAAAUAUUGCCUCUGAAAUCAGCAAAACCAAUUCCAAUAACUCAGCAUAAGCUUUUGUCUCCUAUCAAGAGUCCAGGGUUUAUCCCAACCAAGAAUGCAGCUUAUAUAAUGGAGGCAGCUUCCAAGAUUAUGGAGGUUAGUCCUCAGAAAACUUCCAAACAUAAAGUGCCAUCAUUUGGGCUUUCUUCAGUCCCUUUGCAAAUCUGGGAUUUGAAAGACAAAAUUGAAGCUGAACAUAAGGUAUCUGGGCACCAAAGACCUGACGAGCCUAUUCGGAGUACAGAAAUGUCUUUGAAAGGACAACAUAAGAGCAAGAAUCACAACAGAUCAGAUUGUGCACCAACAUUCAGUAUAUCUAGGGAUUCAGAAAAAGGUUCUUCUAACAAUUCAAGGAAUAAGGGAAAAUCAGUCUCGCUUGCAGAACAAGCAAGGGUUAAUAAUGUUCAGAGGAAAAAAGGGUCAUUUUCAAGUGGUAAUGGGAGUUCUGCAAAUCUGAAGGAAGGGAAUGAUGCUAAAAGAAAACAGUUUUGUAGGAGCCAGGCAGAUAUGCGAAAGAGUAUGGAGAACGGAAUUUCUGCAAAUAGGACUAACAAAGUCCUGAGGCAGAAUAAUCAGAAGCAGAACUGCAUUUCUGAUAGAGACUAUUCGAUAUCAAAGACUUCAGCCUUGGACCAGCAAGGUAGGAAGACUAGGUCUAUAAACGGUACAGUUGGGCUAAAUAGGACUAUAAACAAGGUCAUUGUAAACUCUGAAUCUCAGUCCAGGAAGACGAGGUCCUCAGCAACUAAUCCUUCAAAGGAGCAUUCCAUGUCUAGAAGAAAGAAUUUGCCUAAAAAGAAACAACCUAUAAAUGAGGAUGUUCUGUCUGGAGAAACAAUUUCUGAGAAUACAUCAAUAAAAAGCACCCAAAGAUCCAUAAAAUGUACUGUUACAACUGAGGAGCAUUCAAAUCAGAGUGCAGAGAAAAUGAAGACAAGCAUGGAUGUUGUUUCAUUUACAUUUACGUCCCCCAUUGCAAUAUCCGUGCCUGAUGCUCCUUCCACAAGUCAAGUUGUGGAAACAAGCUGCAGCUUUGAUAAUGAUCCUUGUGGCAACAAUGAUCUGCUGUAUUCAAAAAGCUCCGGAUUUUCUUCUCUUGGCCUUAAUAUAAUUGGUGGGGAUGAUCUUAGUGUUCUUUUGGGAAAAAAGCUUCAAGAAUUGGCAUAUAGAGUUGAGUCAUCCGAUUGCAAUAUCAUUAUGGAGGAGACUUCAUCUCGUCCCGCAUCCAGUUGGAAAAAUUCAGUGCUCCCAUCUGGUACAUUGAUCACAGCAUCAAUGAGACAUCACAAAGGACUUCAGUUGGAUCUAGAUAAAGAUAUUUCAUAUAGCACAGCUGACUUCAAUUGCUCUUCAAUUGACCAUCUGGAGCUUGAUUGGAGAAGGAAGUGGCAGUUUUCUGAAGAAAUUGAAGAUCGAAAUGCUAGCAAAAGCAGCAGCGAGACCGGCACAGAAUUAGAUCAUCAACAGCCUAGCCCCCUUUCAACUCUUGAACUUGCUGUCACCAGUGAGUGCUUCGCUGAUGAUAGAGAUGGUAAGCUGCACUCUUCUCAUUCUUAUUUUCUUAUUUAUUUAGAAAUGAUGUGUUGCUGCAUUGACUAUAUAAGUUAUCCCGGGUUAUCGAGAUAUGACCUUUUUUAUUUUUAUCUUUCCUUUGAUCACCGCAUGCACUCUACAUUUUCUGGCAUGAAGCAAGAGUUAUUGGCUCGCAAUCAGGAAUUAUUAGGUUCGCAGCCUGGAAGUGAGUCUGAGACUGAAUUUAAUGUGGCGUUAUCCUAUUUCGCAUCUCCUAAAACUGUGGGAGAAAUGGAUAAAAAGCUUCCAACUAGGACACCAAAUUCAAGAGAUCUUAAGAAGUCAACCAAUUGGGAACUUGAUUAUGUGAAAAUGGUUCUAAAAGAUUCUGAGCUAAAGUUAAUGGAAUAUGCAUUGGGUCAGACCGAGAAUAUUACGACCCCGAAUGGUUUUGAUCAGCUCAAGCAUUGGAACAUAACAGAGACACAGGGAGAAGAAUACAAGACGCUUGAACAAAAACUUGUAGUAGAUUAUGUGAGUGAAUACCUGGAGUUUGUUGUUGGAAGCUGCGAAGGGUGGGGGAAAUUGAUGCAGAACAAAGGGAAGUUGGCAGAAGAGGUAUACAAAGAGAUAAUGAGUUUGAAACAAAUGGGGGACAAAAUGGUGGAUGAGGUUGUAGACAAGGAUAUGAGCAGAAAGCAUGGGCGAUGGGUUGAGUUUGAGACGGAAGCAUUUGAAGAGGGUUUAGAGAUUGAGAAAACUAUAUUAACUUGUUUAGUUGAUGAAUUAGUUUUUGAUUUAUUGCUUUAAGGCUCUCUUAAGAUAUACCCCUAAUGGAUCUUCUAUUAUCCUCUUUGUUCAAGAGUAUAAAAAGUGAUUUGAGUAAAAUAUUUAAUUAUUUUUAUGAAAUAUUUUCAUAUUACCAAAAUAUUUGGAAAGUGUUUUUGAAUUCUUUUAAGACACCUUUUGUAAAAUACUUAAUUAAUAUUAAUUUUUU
Messenger RNA from Gossypium arboreum, 5955 nucleotides. RefSeq lists its product as uncharacterized. NCBI's taxonomy places the organism in Eukaryota, Viridiplantae, Streptophyta, Magnoliopsida, Malvales, Malvaceae. The coding region runs from base 2892 to 5768 and encodes 958 amino acids. The record is from RefSeq and is a predicted model, not a curated record. The transcript has 6 exons.